This is a messenger RNA of Salvelinus sp. IW2-2015, 2400 nucleotides long. The record is from RefSeq and is a predicted model, not a curated record. Lineage: Eukaryota; Metazoa; Chordata; Actinopteri; Salmoniformes; Salmonidae.
GUGAACCACAGACGGGAAAUGAAUCGCAAGCUGCAGGAGAAUAGGUUGUCAGCAUCCAGAGCUCCGAGGUCUGACUCAUUAAAGCGUCCUUGCGUCUCUCUCACCUCCAGGAUGGAGGGGCUGCUGCGGCUGAGUCUACCCGGAGCUUGAGGAGCCUUCCUGGGCUUCGUCUGCGUCAUCCUCCCCCUGUCUCUCUUUGCCCUGGUCCCCCUAUACUCAUCCAUCACUCGACCUCUGCAGUACAAGAGAGCAUCCGGACCCACACGACACCUUCCACCUAAUCCCCCACACUGAAUCGCCAGGGCAACCAUGGACGGACUACGCCUGCCACCGGUCAUCGAGGAGGUCAUGGACCCUGCAGGUCUGUUGGAAGAUGAGCGUCUGGCCAGUGCUCACCAGGCAGAGAGCUUUACCAGACAGAUCCAGAGACUGCAAGCUCAGCUGCAUUCCGUCCAGGAGGAGAUGGACUCUCUGGAGGAGGAGAAGGAGAGUGAGCUGGGGGAGGUGCAGGAGGAGCUGAGGUCUGCCCAGGAGGAGGUGCUGGUGCUGCAGCAGGCGGGGGAGGAGGCAGCAGCGGAGAGGGAGAACGACAUCGCCUCCCUGCAGGAGGAGCUGUGUCGUCUGAGGGCCGAGCUGCAGCGUCUCCGCACCACGGCCCAAGAGUACGAGCUGGAGAUCACCACCCUGCGGGCCGAAAUCAGUAUGAAGAGCAUGAGGAGGGAGGGAGAGACUGACGGUGAGGUAACCCAGCUGACGGCGGAGUGUCAUACCAUUUCAGACGAGUGUCAGACCCUGAAGGACGAAAACAAACAGCUGAGCCUCAAACUGCAGCAGCUACAGCGAGCCGGCUCCAAUGAUGUCUACCUGACCUUGAGAGGGGAGGGGGACGAGGACCAGAAGGAUGAGGGCGUUGGGCAGGAUGAGGAAUCAGUGAAGGCUGGAGGCUACAUGACCCUGUCUCAGACCCAGGGUGGGCAGACCCAGGGUGGGCAGACCCAGACUGGGCAAGGUGGGCGCUUGGUGGAUGCCUCCAUCCAGAAGAACAUCUCGUUCGAUGGCAAGCCCAUCACCAACUGGAACGGGGGACCCUCUGAAGUCUUCUCCCUACGAGACCAGCUCAAACUGGCUGAGGAGAGGGCCUCGCAAGUACAGAGACAAUGUGAGGGGUUGAAGGGGGAGCUUGCGGAACUGCAGGGGCUGUUUGACUGCAGCCAGAAGGAGAGGGUUGAGCUGGAGCAGGAACUGCAUCACUGCAGGGUGGAGCUAGAGAGGCUGGGCGGCAGGAAGUCACAGGAGAGCGAGGGAGGCUGGAACCUGGUGGCGGUGGUUGCCGUGGCAGCGCUUGUAGUCCUGAUAGUCCCCAGCCUUUCUAAAGCGUUUACCUGAGGUCUACACAGAAAGGAAGUCACUGUACAGGAAAUGACUUUGCCGGUUGCCCAUGGCAACAUUGGCAAUGCCAUGCCCCUAUCUCAUGAUGCCCCUGUCAAAUCUCCUCCUCGCUUCAUCUUCCAAGGAGGACUACAUCGAAAACGGACAUUUUCACCAGGAAAUACAACACAACAAGGAAGUAGUCCCAUACAUUACUCAAGGAGAAAUACAUAUACCUGUUUAAGCCACUCUAACGAUAAGGACUGCAAUAUCUUAUUUCUCUCUUUAAAGUCCUUCAGUUUGACUCAAUCGGUUUCCCUCUCUACUACUCCUCUCUCUGCGCUUCUUUAGAUAAACUUACGAGUUUAAGGGAACAGCAUAAUAUAACAGGGACUGCCUCUGAGUUUGUGGCAGUACUGUGUCUGCGUGGGUGUCAAUUGAAAGACACAGUUUAGCACAGAACAUGUCUGAGCAUUUAUUGAUUGGUUGAUGGUUUGUUGUUUGAUUGGUUGAUGGUUGAUUGGUUUAUUGUUUGAUUGGUUGAUGCUUGAUUGGUUUAUUUACAACCUGUAAAGGUUGAGUUGGGAAAAGCUCAUGCCUUAUUGUUUUCCUUGCACAUAUCGAGUCACUGAUGAGAUGUUUCUCUUUCUAAUGGGCACGUGAUCUUUUCCCAGAUCCUACCCCUCCUUUUGAAUCACUUUGAACAUUGCAAAUGCGAUUGUCUCUGCUACACUUUACGUGUCUUUACGGCUCACAAUUUACUAUUUUAACACUUUUCCUUCUGUUUCUUUUGUGGCAUGCUCUUUUUACGCUUAAAUUAAGUUGUGUGGAGGAGGGUUUGAUUAUAUGAGUUUGAUGUAUUGGAUGUUUGUCUCCUUUGUAAAUGGUUAUUUCUCUCUCUCGUCUGCAUCUCUCUCUCUCUCUCUCUCUCUCUCUCUCUCUCUCUCUCUCUCUCUCUCUCUCUCUCUCUCGUCUCUCUCUCUGCACUUUCUCCUAAUUGAUUAUUGGUUAUAUCUGUAGUUGUAUGGAAAC